Molecule: messenger RNA, 869 nt
Organism: Pseudonaja textilis
Lineage: Eukaryota; Metazoa; Chordata; Lepidosauria; Squamata; Elapidae
Source: RefSeq, a predicted model, not a curated record
AUGUCACCACUACCCCUCCAGUCCCAACGCCCUCACUCUUGGACGCAUUCCCAACAAGAAAGACUUCAGGGUCAACGGCAAUCCCUCAACUUGGGAACGUCUAAUAUGGCACAGUUAGGAUUCCCAAUCCUCCCCAUUCUCCUGGGUUUGACCUGGCCUCAGUUGGGAGCUGCCCAAGUUGCAAAUGAUUAUGGCCAUUGCUAUCAGAUCAAUCCCGGUACCAUUGCAGGAGUCGUGCUGGGAGAUUUGUUCCUGACUUUGCUCAUUGCUCUUGGAGUCUACUACGUGGUCAGCUGUAUCUAUAAACAGCAAGCAACCAGCAGUGACAAGGCUCAGCAUGAAUCUCCCUAUGAGGAACUUCAAGGUCAGCGAAUGGAUAUAUACAGUGACUUGAAAAAUCCAGCUUCCCGAAUUUCUUACAGAUAAUCUUCCUCCACUUCCUUGACCUUCUAAUAUGAAAUAAGAAAUUCUGAGAUUGAAGUCAUUUUCAACAGCUCCAACUGUUGUGUGCAAGCUUUCCACUGUCAAGUUCUACCUGACUGUUUUCCUUAUAUAACAUCUUGCACUUCGAUCAAAAUUUAUUCUAUUUUCAAAACUGUCUGUUUCCCCCACUACCCAUACUUGCUACUCGUUUAAUAAGUGUGUCACCUAAGGAUGCUUGGGCAAUCGAGGUGGCUUAUAAAUUGAAUAAAUAAAUAAAUAAACAUAGACCCAUUUAGGACAGUAUUACAUGAAUUCAUUCCACUCAUUGGUGGUCACACCAUUGAAAGUGUUCUUCAGGAAGUGUGAACUCCCUGUUCUCCAAACAGAGACAUUAUUUCUGCCCAGAUAGAGGAGAUGAACGGCAUAAAAAUGUAAUCAAUAAAUAA